AUUUCUGUAGGGCUUUUACAGAUGUAACUCUAAAUUAGUUUACUAAUUACGUUUUUUAUCCCUCACACUUCAAACUCGAUUAUUUAUAAUAAAAAUAGUCUGGAUUAAUUUUUUUGUAGCAGUUUCAUGUUAACUAUUAGGUAAAGGAUACCGAAUGGUAAUGGUAUAAUUAAACUUAUAAUAAUUUAGGCUUGUGUACAUUUGUAUUUUUGUACUCAAACUGAUAAAACAUGUAUUGAAAGAAUAAAUAAGUACCUAUAGUGGUCAGUUUAGUAGGUUAAAUUUAAAAUAACCGACUAAGAAUCGGGUAUCUCAGUUUUUUUCUAAAUUUUGGUGGAGAUACUUUAAUUCCUGAUCGUCUCUAUAUCGAAGAAUAAGGAAAGAUUAUGUCUGGAAUAACAGGAUUAGAAGUUUUAUUCUCUGCAAUUAAAAAUGACUUGAAAUCAAAAGAGGAUUGUGCUGUUGCUGCAAUACAUUGGCUUCUUAUUAGAUCUGAUCUAUUGUGUGUGGGUGUUGGAGAACUGUUCUCUGAUAAUGAUGUUGACAAAGUUACUGAACUUCUCCCUGACAAUUGGAAUGAAAGUCAAGAUGCGUAUUGUUUGCGCUAUUGCUGUAAAGAUUUAAAAAAUCGCUAUCUACUUAAGAUUGUCAAAACAGGAUGUAAUUUGCAUGUUGAUUUUGCUAUGAAUGAAGAUACGGUAACUGCUACAACUAUUGCUACCAAUGAUUUUGUUUCUGAUGAUUUUAAUAACUUUUCCCAGACUUACAAGAAACUGAAUGAGUUAAAGAGCCAAGUUAAAAAAGAUAUUCUGAAAAACAUUGUGGAUGCUAAGAAAAAAUCAAGUGCUUCAUCUGAUAAAGAAACGAAAAAGAAGGCUUCUCCAAAGAAUGAACCAAAUCAAGAAUCACCUCAGGCCAGAAUUCCUGAAAAUCGACCUAUUCCCGUUGGUAUUCCUGAUUCAAGACACCCUAUGCCUUUUGCAUAUCCACAAAUUGGAGCUAGUGAUCUAGAUCCCUUGGGCAGAGGUGUUGGAGGUAUGUUGUUUGAUCCAUUUGGUCCUGGUGCACCAGCCAGGCCAGGAUUUGGUGGAUCUCGAGGUGGGAGAUUUGGAAGUGGCAAUACAGGACUUCCCCCAGGAGCUGUACCCCCUGGUGCAAGGUUUGAUCCCUUUUCUCCUGUAUAUCCUGACAGAUUUAAUCCUAAUCCUGAUCAUUUCAGACCUCCUGAUUAUGACAAUAUGUUUAUGUAAUUAGACAGUUCAUUUUUUUCAACUAUAUAUUGAUGCUUUUUGUCACAUAUUAACUUUUAUAAAGCCAAUAAAUGAGUUAAAUGUU
This is a messenger RNA of Parasteatoda tepidariorum (common house spider), 1335 nucleotides long. RefSeq names its product proteasome inhibitor PI31 subunit. Gene Ontology annotation, biological process: proteasome-mediated ubiquitin-dependent protein catabolic process. Gene Ontology annotation, molecular function: proteasome binding; endopeptidase inhibitor activity. The record is from RefSeq and is a predicted model, not a curated record. Lineage: Eukaryota; Metazoa; Arthropoda; Arachnida; Araneae; Theridiidae.